AUGAGAGGGUUCAAGAUGUGUGGUAGAGAAAUAUUGGGACUAGAUGGAUGUUUUAUGAAAGGUCCAUUUCCUGGACAGAUUCUUACUGCAGUUGGUGUAGACGACAACAACGGUAUAUAUCCUGUAGCAUAUGCUUUAGUGGAGGCUGAAACUUUUAAAUCUUGGGAAUGGUUUUUGGAAUUACUCAAAGAUGAUCUUGGCUUAGUAGACAGUACCAACUUCACUUUCAUCUCAGAUAGGCAAAAGGGACUACUACCUGCAUUAUCCAAAGUGUUCCCAGACUCUGAACACAGGUUCUGUUUAAGACAUAUCCACCAGAAUCUGAAGAAGGAUUGGCCUGGUGAUGUGUACAAAAACUUGUUGUAUGGAGUAGCAUGCAAGACAUCAAUGCCAUAUUUUGAAAAGGCAAUGGAAGAAAUGAAGAUUGCAAAGCCUGGUUUCCAUGAAAAGCUAUCAAAUAUCCCAGCAAGCAGUUGGCAGUUGAUAGGAGCCAGAGACAAACCUGUAAUCACAUGUUUAGAGUUCAUAAGAGUGUACAUGACCAAAAGAAUUGUGAAUCUAAAAAAGAUUCAAGCUAAAGCUCAUGGUCCAUUAACUCCUCAUGCUCAAGAAGUGUUUAAUAAGAUCAAAGAAGAAGCCUCACAACUCAAUGUUUUAAUGGUGGAUGCAGUACAGUACCAGGUGAAUUGCUCAAGAUCCCAGUGUGUUGUUAAUAUGAAGAACAGAACAUGCACCUGCAGAAAGUGGGAUUUAACUAGCAUGCCAUGUAAACAUGCAAUGGCUGCUAUCAAUGAUAUGGCCAGGAAUGAUAUUAGCAUAGGGGUGCCAGAAGAAUUGGUUGAUGAAGUGUAUUGGUUAUCCACAUGGAAGAAGGUUUAUGAGAAUGUGAUUAAUCCAAUUCCCGGGCCUGAGAAUUGGAUACCCUCACAAUGUCCCACCAAACUUCUGCCUCCCAAACACCAUAAGCAGGUUGGGAGGCCACAAAAGAAGAGAAAGAAAUCAGUUGGUGAGGCUGAAGUUGAAGAUCAUUUUGAUAGUGAGGGAAAAAUGACCAGGAAGGGCAAUAUAACCAAGUGCAGCAAGUGCGGAAAUUUGGGACACAACAGUAGGACAUGCAAGGGGCAGGGUGGGGAGAAUGUUGUACAUGCACCAAGUGAGGAUCAAGUUGCAGGUGGAGAAAACAAAACCAGGAAGGGCAAGUGUAGCAAGUGUGGAACCUUGGGUCACAAUAGUAGGACAUGCAAGGGCCAGGGAGGGGAGAAUGUUCAAGAAUCUCAAACUGCAACACAAGGUGCACCAACUUCGAGUGAAGCUUAG
Molecule: messenger RNA, 1317 nt
Organism: Helianthus annuus (common sunflower)
Lineage: Eukaryota; Viridiplantae; Streptophyta; Magnoliopsida; Asterales; Asteraceae
Exons: 4
Coding region: 1-1317 (438 amino acids)
Biological process (GO): DNA transposition
Molecular function (GO): DNA binding; zinc ion binding; transposase activity
Source: RefSeq, a predicted model, not a curated record